AUGUCUUUAAGAAGGUUUAGUAGCUUUUCAAUUUUACAGCAUAAAUUACUGAGUAAGCGCUUCACGGAAGCACUCUCGUUGGAAGAGUUCCUUUUUAGAAAGAAGGUUUUAGAAACUUAUAAAGAAGCAAUGAGAUUAUGCUAUAAAAGUCACGAGAAAGAUGAUUUAACAACUUUUCUAAGAGAUGAAUUUAAAUUGAAUGCACAGCAAAAAGAUUUGACAUACCGGAAGUACUUAUUCAGUAUGGGCAUUCAGAGAAUCGACCAAUUGACUUAUUUACUAGGAGACAAUAAUAAAAGUAAAUGA
Messenger RNA from Priceomyces carsonii, 306 nucleotides. RefSeq lists its product as uncharacterized. The record is from RefSeq and is a predicted model, not a curated record. The transcript has a single exon. Lineage: Eukaryota; Fungi; Ascomycota; Pichiomycetes; Serinales; Debaryomycetaceae. The coding region runs from base 1 to 306 and encodes 101 amino acids.